This is a messenger RNA of Henningerozyma blattae CBS 6284, 2616 nucleotides long. It is a transcript of the gene LCD1, whose product is annotated as Lcd1p. Bases 1 to 2616 code for a protein of 871 amino acids. Gene Ontology annotation, biological process: DNA damage checkpoint signaling. The transcript has a single exon. Lineage: Eukaryota; Fungi; Ascomycota; Saccharomycetes; Saccharomycetales; Saccharomycetaceae. The record is from RefSeq and is a predicted model, not a curated record.
AUGUCACUAUCCAAUUCACAUAAUUCAUCCUUUGGAUCUGAUUCCGAUGACGAAGACGAAGAUUUGCUUAUGGAGCUUAGUUUAAGACCCCCCAAGUCAGGAUUCACCCAGAGUGGUACCCAAGUUUCCAAUGCAACUCAAAACAUUCCAAGAACGAUCAAUAAUUCUCAUACAAAGCCAUUAACAAGAGUAAUACCUCCCCAGACACUACCUUUCACUACGACCCAACCAGCCAAUUCUAGAGCAAAAACCAGUCCUCCAAACAACACCAAUUAUAAUACUAAUAAUAAUGACAGUACUAAUAAUAAUAAUAACGCCAGCCUUUUAUCUAAAUUUACCAGAGCUCAGGGGGAGGCAAGUAUGCUAAGAGAUAAAAUAAACUUAAUUAAUCAAGAAAAGGAUAUAGAGAGAAAGAAUCAUUUAAAAGACAAGGAAGAAGCUGAGAAAAAAUAUCAACAAGAAAUUGAAGAUCUUAAAAAUCAAAUCCAAAGUUUACGAGAUGAGAGGCAAUUCCUAAUAUUGGAUGCUAAGAGAAAAGAUUUAAGCGCUAGAACUCCAAACAAUGGGAAAACAAAACAACCUGAUACACAAAAUACAUCUAUUCAAGGAUCUUCAAGCAUUAAUAAUCAUUCUGCAUCAACACAAGAUACUACCAUCUUGGCAUCAUCGCCAAUGGUGAAAAAGAGGAAAAAAGUUAUAGAAGAACCUCCAAUUUUUGUCAAAAUAGUCCCAAAUAGACAUGUCGGUGAUGAAAAUGCAUUACUUUUUGAUUAUCUAAUUAGAGCAAAGAUUAUGGGAUGCAAAUUUACCACCUUGGAGAUCUUAAAUAGAAUUUGUUUUGAUUAUAUCAAGGAAUUUAGCUUUAAAAAUUCGAAUGUUACAUUUAAGAAGGGUGACUCAAUUGGUGAAAAUUAUAUCAAGUUAUUAUUAGAAUAUAAAAAAUCAGUGGUAUUAAAUAAGUUUAUCGAUUUAUUACUGGAAAAUACAGCUCUCCUCAUUCAAGCCAUUUCAGUUAAGAAAAAUGAAAGUGAUGAUAAAGAAGCACGAGAAAGUAAAUUAGCUAUCCCAUUUUUGCUUCAUUUAAUGUUUGAAAUUAUUAGCUUUAGACCUAGUGCUGUAUUUCCUACUACAAUUAAAGAAUUAUAUCUAUUCAUUUGCGAUUUAAUUAGAAGAAAUGAAAAAGUACUAAAAAAGUCAAGCAAUACUGAUUCUAAUGAUUUAAAUUUUAUUAUUUCUCAAAUUCAGCCUGCAAUUUUCCAAUUUGAAUUCUUAGAAAUUUUAAUUAUUAAUUAUUCUUUUGAUUUAAUUGAAAAAAUCAUGAAAAUAUUACAAAGUUAUAAAAUUAAUGUCAUAUAUUCAUUUUUCAUUGAAUAUAUAAAUGAAAGCCAACUAGCUGAUCAAAGUAACGGAUCCAAUGACAGAGAUAAUUAUAAUACUAGUAAUAUUUUUUUAAAAAAUUUGGAUUAUCUUUAUAAAAUAUCAAUUUGUAAAUCCUAUAAACCUAUUAUUAAUGUGGUUUUCAAUAUUAUUUCAAUAUUAAAAAUAUUUUCUUCCAUUUUAGUAAGAUUAAAAGUAUUAGAAGAGCAAGAUCCAAAAAUUUUAUCUUCUAAUAAUGACAAGAGCAUACUUAAUAAUCUAUCAUCUGGAUGGUGGCUUACAUGUACCAUGAGAUUAUAUGAACUAUUAAAGGAAAAUACAAAUUUCGAGCAAAUCAAUAAUUAUAUCGAAGAUAAUGAAACUAAACUAACAAAUAACUGUAACGAUCAGCAUGAUGGUAAUAAUGAAAACAAAGAAAUAAAUUAUUAUUUUACUAUUUCGAAAUUUAAUGACAUUUUCAGUUUAAAUAGAAACAUUGGUAGCAACUUACUAGGUGAGAAGAUAACCAGUUUAAUUGAUAAAGACAAAUUAAGGGGUACUCCAAAUCCGAUUCAUAAAGAUGAUAUUAGAGAAAUUGAGAAAGAUUUAAGUUUUAAAUUUAAAGUAGAAUUAUGGCUUUUAAAAUUAAAAGAUGAAAUUCUAACAAUUUUGGAAAGCUUAUUGGAAAUUUAUUCCCCUACCUUAAUCAAGAACGUAGCUAUUGAUAAGAAUUCCAUGUUAAUUGAAUUAAGUAAAUUUAUUGCCAAUGAACAAGAAAUAAUGAUUACUCAAAACCUUAUAAAAGACUCUGUAAAUUUAAGAGAUAGGAUGGAUUUAAUUGAACAUACGUUAAUAAUAAUAUAUCAAAUAUUAACAUUUCAUAAAGAUGAGAUCAAUAUCGAACAGUUUAAGAAAGUAGAAAUUGAAUUAGUGGUUGCAUUAAGUCGUAUUAUUGAUGAUCGUUGUUGGAAAAAUAAUGAUUCUUCAAACACAGAUGUCUGUAUAGGCGUAAUCUCAAACCGAUUAAAUGAAAUAAAAAUUAGUAAUGAAGUUAAUCUAUUUGAUGAUGAAUUAGAAAAUAUGCCUAAAUAUGUAAGAGAAGAAUAUAAGGCUAUGCUUAAAAUGGAGGAGGAUAAGAUUAAUCAAAUAAAUUAUGGUGAGCAUUGUAGAAGAAUUGCAAGAAGCAUUCUGGAUAGUAAAUUGGAUAAAAUCAUAUCUAUGCAAGAUAUGGAUUCAUUAUAUGUCAGUAUGGGGAAGUGA